UGUCUCUGCCGUCGCGUGGGCGUUUUUGCAGCCUGGAAACGAUUUGGAUGCGAGCUGCCAGGCGAGAUACACAAAACACACGGAAGGAAAACGAGAAAACGCAGCUGCAGCUGCUGCAGCAGUCGCAGUCGCAAAUCCCAACAAAUUUGAUUACUGCUGGUCUGCAUGGAUCUGCUGCAGGAGGAUCAUCUAUAUGUGGCCAUCCUUAGCCUUCUGGCUUUGGAAUUCUAUUGCCUGCUGCGCUUCUUUGUCGUCGUCUACAACAUUUUCGAUUGCAUUUUGGCCAACAUUGGCAUUUGGCUGAACAGCAACUAAACAGAACGACAACAACAACAGCAACAACAACAGAGCUUUAUCAUCAAACUAACGGUAUAUAUGUAAAUAUAUUGAAGAUGGCUGGAAGUAGUCCACGAGCUGGUUGGCCACAUCGCAUGAAGAGCUUUCAGUCCAAGCAGGCGGACAUCAAUUGGCUGAUCAUGAAGUAUCUAGUGGCUGAAGGCUAUUUGGAUGUGGCCCAGGGAUUCGAAGCAGUGGCGCGCCUGGAAUCUGAAACGACACAGCUGGACCCAGUGGAGCAUCAGAAACGUAUUAAGGACGCUGUGCGCACCUCUCAGGUUCAAUAUGCCAUUGAUAUGGCCAAAAGGCUGUAUCCGAAACUAUUUGAGAGCGAGAACUACAUGUACUUUCACAUGCAGCAGCUGCAUCUCAUUGAGCUCAUCCGCGAGAGCAACAACUACAACAGCAACGCUUCCAUUAAAACGGAACUAGAACUAGAAGUAGAACGGACCGCAAAAGGUUCCGUCGAGGAGAAACGAGAACUGGACUCAGCUCUGCGCAGAGGCGGUCAGACUGCCUGCAUGGAGCCCAAAAUGAUGUUCCUGGUGAAGCUAAUACUCUGGGCGCAGCAGAAGCUCGACAAGGACGGCUGCGCCGUUAGAUGUGAGGCAUUCGAUCUCGAGAUGAAUGACUUUGAGUUCGAGCUGAAGAGGGCUAUGCAAAACAAUUAGAUCAGUCGAUCCAACGAUAAGGCGAACAUCUGAUGCCUACCGCUAAUUAUACAAAUAUUAAAAAAAAUAUAUUUAGAUAUAUUAAUG
Drosophila navojoa is the source of this 1094-nucleotide messenger RNA. RefSeq names its product glucose-induced degradation protein 8 homolog. The record is from RefSeq and is a predicted model, not a curated record. Gene Ontology annotation, molecular function: protein binding. NCBI's taxonomy places the organism in Eukaryota, Metazoa, Arthropoda, Insecta, Diptera, Drosophilidae.